Molecule: messenger RNA, 537 nt
Organism: Magallana angulata
Lineage: Eukaryota; Metazoa; Mollusca; Bivalvia; Ostreida; Ostreidae
Product: cyclic nucleotide-gated cation channel beta-1-like
Exons: 1
Coding region: 1-537 (178 amino acids)
Source: RefSeq, a predicted model, not a curated record
AUGGAAAAGAAAGAUGCUAUAUUCGAAUUACCCUUAGCCGACGGGAGCGUAAUACCAAAGAUCCAACAGAAAAACAAUGAUGUUCCGGAUCAACUUUACGGGUGGCAGGGAACGAUGGAAUAUCCCCCCUUGUUUGAGCCGAUGGAAGAAGAAGAUGAAAAGAGAGAGAGAGAGAAAAGAGAAGAGGAGGGGGAGGGAGAAGAAAAGAGAAGAGAGGAAAAAGAAGAAGAAAUAGUAUCUGACAUUUAUGCUUAUCCUGAGGAAGAACAUCAUUCUGAGGAAGAAGAAGGAGAAAAAGAAGAAGAAAAAGGGGCUUAUGGGGAAUAUUUUGUGGUGAAAGAGAAAAUGGAGGAAGGGAGAAUAAAAACAAAAGUGGAAGAGGCUGCACAAGAAUUGGCAGAAUUUUCUCAAUAUACUUCUUCUUUAAUGGAUCCGGACUGGGAUUAUGACGCCCACGAAGCAUAUGAAAUACAGGAAAUGAAAAAGAAAAUGAACAAGGAAGAAAAAAAAGGAAAUCUAGGGAGCAAAAGCAAAUAA